AUAUUGAUAUAUAACUCACAUCACUUCUACCAUAUGACUUUUCUACAAGACGCGAAAAAAUUACUUAUAAAUUAGGAGAUUCAAAGUAAGUUUUAGUACACUAGAACUCUAUAUGGAUCUGUUAUUUCCAAUAAGUGCGAUUCAGGACAUAAAACCGCAUCGGAUCGAUGUUGUAGCAGCGCCCAAAAUGGCGGGCAUCCCGGUGGAAUUCGAUGAGACAGUAGUCAAUCAGUUUAGCUGCAAACGUUGCGACCGCACGUUUAAAAGUAAACGCGAUCAAACGCUUCAUCGCCAGGAGGUGCACAAUCAUAACAAAACUACCUACGAAUGCAAACUGUGCGCCAAAAAUUUCUGCAACAGCGGCAAUCUGGAUCGCCACAUGAAGGUCCACAACGAUGUGCGACCCUUUGUGUGUAACAUAUGCUCGAAGGCAUUCGCACAGGCGGUCAAUCUGCAGCGACACUAUGCCGUACACAGCGGCGAGCGUCCAUAUCAGUGCACCUUCUGCAACAAAUCCUUUACCCAGCAAAGCAAUAUGAAACGCCACAAAAUGACACACACGGGCGAGAAGCCGUUUCGAUGCCAGCGCUGUGGCCGCUACUUCUCGCAAUUGGUAAACCUCAAAAAGCAUAAGCUGGGCCAUUUGAAUGCCAAGCCGUAUCAGUGCAACUAUUGUGAGAAGGGCUUUACACAGCUCUCCAAUUUUAAGCGUCAUCUGCAAUCACACAUCAAGGAGGGCGUCGAUGUCGAUGUGCCUGGUGCAAUACAACAGGCAACAGCUCUAGCACGGGAGCGUCUGGAGGCCGAGCAGAAACCAAGUUUCUUUGAGUGCAUGAUAUGUCGUGCCAUUUUCGAAACAUUUGGCGACUAUGAGAAGCAUGAGGGCAAGUGCCAUGAAGAUCAUGAACGCUCCCAGCUAGAGGUUAAUCAAAUGUCGCAUAUGCAUACGGAUGACUAUUUGCCGAUGAAGUUUUCGGUGCCCGAUCUGGAUACGCACGAGAUAAUUAUUGAGACUACACAUUAAUGCUAAACACCUACACUUUCACACACCCACACACUCACACAACAUGAAACACAGACACACGUAAUUAUACAUCCAAUCAAGUGAGUGCAACCACAUAUAUAUAUAUAAAUAUAUAUAUAUGAUAAAUGCGACUGCUACGUUAAUGAAUAUGCAGGCCAACAUAUUUCUUCUUCUUAUAAAUAAAUGCAAGACAUAAAAAAUG
This is a messenger RNA of Drosophila hydei, 1226 nucleotides long. Its product is annotated as zinc finger protein 239. Gene Ontology annotation, biological process: regulation of transcription by RNA polymerase II. Gene Ontology annotation, molecular function: DNA-binding transcription factor activity, RNA polymerase II-specific; RNA polymerase II cis-regulatory region sequence-specific DNA binding. The coding region runs from base 113 to 1024 and encodes 303 amino acids. Lineage: Eukaryota; Metazoa; Arthropoda; Insecta; Diptera; Drosophilidae. The record is from RefSeq and is a predicted model, not a curated record. Gene Ontology annotation, cellular component: nucleus. The transcript is spliced from 3 exons.